Molecule: messenger RNA, 3779 nt
Organism: Clarias gariepinus (North African catfish)
Lineage: Eukaryota; Metazoa; Chordata; Actinopteri; Siluriformes; Clariidae
Gene: ppm1lb
Product: protein phosphatase, Mg2+/Mn2+ dependent, 1Lb
Exons: 4
Coding region: 419-1501 (360 amino acids)
Biological process (GO): protein dephosphorylation
Molecular function (GO): cation binding; protein serine/threonine phosphatase activity
Source: RefSeq, a predicted model, not a curated record
GUGUUUGUGUGUGUGUAUAUAUAUGUGUGUGUGUUCGCGUGUAUGUGUGCAGGGUUUUCGGCUUGCUUGCCACCUGAUUCUCUUUGACAUCUGAUGGAAACAGAGAGAGAGAGAGAGAGAGAGAUAGACAGAGCACCGCUUCAUUGCGGGUUUUAGUUAAAUGAACGCGGCGCUUGACUGCGGCUGCACAGCGGCGGAACACCGGCGCCAAUGCGCGCAGGACGCGCUCCCAUUCCGAGCCAAACAACAACAACAUCAACAACAACAACAACACUCACAUUAACAACAACAGUAACUGCAACAAAGUGUCCGAUGUUUCUCUUUCUCUGCACCUCCAGGAUGGACGGAUCAGCUCGACGCCGAGAUUAGACGUGAACAGCGCGAUCUGUGUUUUCGGCGCGCGCGCGCGUUUGGGUAGAUGAUAGGAGAUACCAUGACCCUGCUGUCUCUUUUGGGCCGGAUCAUGCGCUAUUUCCUACUAAGACCUGAGACGUUGUUUCUGCUGUGCCUGAGCCUGGCUUUAUGGAGCUACUUCUUUCACAACGACGAAGUCAAGACUAUUGUCAAGUCGAGCCGCGACGCCGUGAAAAUGGUCAAGGGCAAAGUGGCCGAGAUCAUGCAGCACGACCGGUUCGGCCUGGACCUGUCCGAAGCCGAGUUCUCCAAGAACUGGGAGCUGAAGAGCCCCGGCGCCGCCGUCUACGCCAUCCAGGGACGCCGAGACCACAUGGAGGACCGCUUCGCCGUGCUCACCGACCCGGUCAACCGGAGCCACCCGUCCAUCUUCGGGAUUUUUGAUGGGCACGGUGGAGAGGCAGCAGCAGAAUAUGUGAAAACCCGCUUGCCCGAGGUCCUGAAGCAGCAUCUACAGACUUAUGAGAAAGAAAAGGAGAACAGUCUUUUGUCUUAUCAAUCCAUCUUAGAGCAGCAGAUCCUCAACGUAGACAAGGAGGUGCUGGAGAAGCUCUCUGCCACCUAUGAUGAAGCAGGAACAACAUGCCUGGUGGCGAUGUUGUCUGAAAAAGAGCUGACGGUGGGGAACGUCGGGGAUUCCAGAGGAGUUUUGUGUGAUAAAGACGGUAAUGCCAUCCCCCUGUCAUACGACCACAAACCCUACCAACUCAAAGAGCGGAAGAGGAUUAAGAAAGCAGGUGGCUUCAUUAGCUUCAACGGUUCGUGGCGCGUGCAAGGAAUCCUGGCCAUGUCUCGAUCCCUGGGCGACUACCCCCUUAAGAAGCUAAACGUGGUCAUCCCCGAGCCUGACAUGGUGACCUUUGACCUGGACAAACUGCAACCCGAGUUCAUGAUCCUGGCGUCGGAUGGCCUGUGGGACGCCUUCAGCAACGAAGAGGCCGUGCGUUUCAUCCGCGAGCGCCUGGACGAGCCACAUUUCGGCGCCAAGAGCAUCGUGCUGCAGGCGUUUUACCGCGGCUGCCCAGACAACAUCACGGUCAUGGUGGUGAAGUUUAAAAAGCGUGGCGCCAAAGUAGCUGGCCAGUGAACCACGAUUCAUAUGAACUGAUAAUAUGUUCAGAAUUAUACAGUAAGUACGUAUACCAAUCGAUUUGAAUAUAUUGUUGCCUCAUAUUGAUAUAAUGUAAGGAUGAAAAUGGGAAACCAUUUCAAAACUAUUUUUGGAGCAAGAACUGUUUAUUACAAUCACAUCAAAAUUGAAGUAACCUCGUAUCAACCCGUUAUGUCAUUAUUUUAUUAUAUUUCUUUUCCAAAAUGCUUUGUUUUAUAAUGCCACAUGAUAGAGAGGGAAAAUGUAUGAGAAGCCACGCCCUGCGUAAUGGAGUAACAGAUUCAAGGUCAAUUCCUGUAACACAUUAAAAACUAUAUUAAUCUUAAUAUUAAUUUAUGUUAAGGAGCAUUAUUAAGUGAAUAUAAUGAAUGAUAAAAUAGUUACAUAGAUAUAAAAGUAAGGAAUGUAAGUUAGUGAUCUGGGAUAUUAUACAGUAUAAUUAUAUCACUAUUACCAGAAUGAUAUAAUUAGGAAUAUUUUAGGAAUUAUAAUGAAAUAAAUUGGUUCUUCUGAUGUUGGUUCUAGAUGAAGAAUUCAUACUUAAAUUGGUAAUUUCUUAACCUUGAUAUAAUAUUAAACUAUUAUUAUAUUAAAAUAUUACAAAAUAAAUUCCAAUGCAAACAAAAUACUACUGAAGGAUUAAUUGUAGUAUCUGUUUCUACUGUUUUCCACUUGUAGUGUUUUGCUUUAAUUCCAUUUGGAUCGAAUUUACAUACUGAUAUUGAUUUUAACUAAGGUUGAGCUGAAAUACCUAUACUAACAAAUUAACUAUAUAAAAUACAAAGAUCUUCCUAAACAUCAUUUAAAUAUACUAUGGAGAUUCUUUUUGUAUUAUGACUUUAUCUAUUAUUUCCUUUAAGUCAUGCAAAAAAGAAAAAAAGGCUACAGAUUUUAAGGGAUCACACACGUUCACUAACAUCAUUAGUUACUCAGCGGUUUUGAGAUCUCAAUUCUGAUUGGCCAAAAGGUGUGAGUUAAUUUUUUACAACAUUAGCUCCAUUUGUUCUUACAAAUCACAGGUUUGUUCAUAUUAAUGUGCUUGUUCUCUAUUUAUUUAAUAACAGCUAAAAUAUAAGGACUUGUUUGGCAUAUAUAGUACUAGAAAUAUAAUUAAAGGCUAAAUAAUAAUAAAAAAAACUGGCUUAUAAUAGGGAUUGGUAAAUAACAAGGAAAAUAACGUAAGGUGGAGUUUUCUGUAACAAAAUGAAAUGUUUACUUAACAUAUAUGGAAGGAGUCUCCAGUGCUAGUAUCCAUUAUGGAACUGAGGAAUUUCCUAUUUUUUUAUUAUUUUUUUUUUUUUUCAGGUGUGUUAGACAAGAUGUAUUUAAUUUCAGUCUAGUGGAAAAACUAAGAGGCAUGUAAUAAAAGAAGUUAAAAUCAAUGCCAAAUUGUUGUGCGAAUGGAUUGUGUUAGGAGAUUAUCAAGUCUGCAGGCGGUAAGAGCAUCAUAGCACCUUUUUAUUCCUUACAUAGUGUGUAUACUAUACUGGUGUUUUAACAGGCGUUGCUUGCUUUGUUAAAUUUGUCUGAAAUGUUCUGUCUCUUAUUGUGCUUCAGGCCACGUAUCGUAAUAAAACAAUAAAGGAAAAUCUGGUAGAUAAAUAAAAAUCUGGUAGCUAUUAUAUUCAGUUCUAGAGAUGAUGCAUCUUUGGUUCAUUUUUAGUCCCUUGAUCCUGAUUCAGCCUGAAUUCUAAUAACUGCAGUCGUGGAAGCAGAUGACUCGUAUACUGUAACUUUAUAUCCAGAAGCCAUCAAACGAAACGUUCUUGUUGCCUUAUUUUAAAUUCGGUCGUAUAUAUAUUUUUUUUUUCAUUUUUUUUGCUUUACCUAAAUUUUAGACUUUCAUAAGUUGUUAAGUAUGCCAUGCAACAUCAAAUGUAAAUAUGAUAUUUUGCAUAUUGACGUCUCAUUGAGACAGACUAAUAAAGCGAAUGUACAUAUUCAAUAUUAUUAACCACAGUUCCAAUAAUAUAAAUAAAAGGAAAAAAAAGGAAAUGCAUCAAAUUCCGGUUUAUUAAUAUCAGAUGGGAUUUAAUUGCGAAUAGCUUUUUAAUGUGUGUGUGUGUGUGUGUGUGUGUGUGUGUGCGUGGGGUUUUUUGUUUGUGUAUUCCUGUAUUCCUACAGAAUACAGUACUGUUCUGAAGUGUUUUUAUGUUGGUUUAAAGAAUCUGUUUAAAAAAAAAAACAAUAUGAAUUUAAGAGAAAAUGAAAAUGAUGAAAAUGUAACAAUAAAAAGUGCAAGAAUAAAAGUCAA